This is a messenger RNA of Phasianus colchicus (ring-necked pheasant), 690 nucleotides long. It is a transcript of the gene IFT22, whose product is annotated as intraflagellar transport 22. Lineage: Eukaryota; Metazoa; Chordata; Aves; Galliformes; Phasianidae. The record is from RefSeq and is a predicted model, not a curated record.
CCUCGGAGAGCCUCGGAGCAGCACGUAACCCUUGGGCAUCGUCCCCGGGGCUCGGGACUGCCCCUGGAGGGCCGCAGAUCCCAGGCGGGGCCUAGGAGGCACGGAGAUGUGGAGGCUGCGGCCGUGCAGCCUGGGAGGGAAGGAGUCUGGAAAAUCCGUGUUGGCAAACUUUGUUUCAGAGAGCAUAGAGGGGAUUGGUAGCUAUGUCCCAACGCAAGGAGUGAGGAUCCUGGAGUAUGAGAAGCCGAACUUAAAUGGGAACAGCAAAGGAGCUGGGUGUCGAUUUGAGCUGUGGGACUGCAGCGGUGAUCAGAAGUUUGAAACAUGCUGGCCAGCUCUUAUGAAGGAUUCUCACGGCGUAAUAAUAAUCUUCAAUCCUGAACUGCCCAGUCACCUGAAAGAAAUUGAAAUGUGGUACUCCUGUUUCGUGCAGCAGCAGCCACUGCUUGACAGCCAGUGUCUCCUUGUUGCACAUCACAAGCCAGGCAGUGCAGAGGACACAGAAAAUCUGUCGUUAGCUUACCCGUUGAACAAGCUGAAACUAAUACAUUCCAACUUAGAAGAAGAUCCUGAAGAUGUUCGGAUGGAAUUUAUGAAAUACUUCAGAAGCAUUAUCAAUGUAAUAAAUGAGAACAGAGAGAAGGAAGAAAUGUCAAUUAUUUCAUAACAUUAAAAGAAAGUAAAGAAAAA